AUGGCGAACGACAAAUCAAUAACAUCUGUUCAAACCAAUGCACAAGCUAAUACUAAACAUGUAUCAAAAUUCUCCAAGGAUUCAGUUGAAAAUCGACGACGUAUUACCAUCCAAAGAAUGCAAAAUGUCCUCCUUAUCUGGUUGGACAACAAUAUUAAUGAAAAUAACGAUGAUUGCAGUAAUACAAUCAAACAACUGAAAUGUGUAGUUAACAACGUAAACACGUUUACAGAUGGUGAACAAUGUGUGGACUUUAUACAAACCAUCACCAACAACAAAAUAUGUAUGAUUGUGUCUGGUGAACUUGGGAAACAUAUUGUGCCUCAUGUGCAUGACAUAUCGCAAGUAGACACCAUUUUGAUUUUUUGUAACAAUCAACAAUGGCAUAAACAAUGGACCAAAGAAUGGUCUAAAAUAAAAGGAAUCUUCACAGAUAUAACAUCAAUCUGUGACGCUCUUAAACAAACAGCUCCUCAAUGUGAGCAAAAUGCCAUCUCGAUCAGCUUUGUGGCAUUAAAUAAAAAGUUGGAUCAAUUAGAUCCAUCAUUUAUGUAUACUCAAAUCUUGAAAGAGAUCUUAUUAACCAUUAACUUCGAAGACAAACAUUUCAAGGAAUUUAUUAAUUAUUGUCGUGACGCAUUUGUCGAAAAUGAGUAUGAAUUACAUAAUAUUGAAAAAUUGGAACAUGACUAUCAUGAUCAAAGGCCUAUUUGGUGGUAUACUUAUCAAUAUUUUUUAUAUUCGAUGCUUAAUCAAUCACUAAGAUCAAUGGAUGCUGAUAUUAUUCUUCGAAUGGGUUUCUUUAUUAAUGAUUUGCAUCGUGAUAUUCAACGACUCCAUUCCGAACAAUUUCAUGGUGAACAAUCUGAUAAAACAUUUACAGUUUAUCGUGGACAAUGUCUUUCCAAAGAAGCUUUUACCGAAAUGACAAAUACUAAAGGUGGACUUCUUUCAUUUAAUAACUUUCUAUCAACUAGUAAAAACCGUGAUGUUUCUCUAUUGUUUGCACCACAAGCUGCUACUAAUCCGAAUCUUGUUGGAGUUCUAUUUGUUAUGACAAUUAAUCCUACUCAUUCAACAACUCCAUUUGCUUCUAUUACAGAUGUUAGUCAUUUUCAUAUGGAAGAUGAAGUUCUGUUUUCUAUGCAUACUGUUUUUCGUAUUGGAGAUAUUCAACCGAUGGAUGGAAAUAAUCAUCUCUAUCAAGUAAAUUUAAUAUUGACCAGUGACAACGACCAAGAUCUUCGAACUCUUAGUGAUCAGAUCCGACAGGAGACCUUUCCAGAUGAAGAAGGAUGGUACAGAUUGGGAUCACUACUGAUUAAAAUGGGUCAAUUUACCAAAGCUGAAGAAGUGUAUGAGGUUUUACUUCAUCAAGCAACAAAUGAGAGUGACAUGUCACCGAUUUAUUAUCAACUAGGUUGGAUCAAAUAUAACCAAGGAAAGUAUCAAGACGCACUUAUAUCUCAUGAAAAAGCUCUUGCAAUUCAACAACAAUUACUUCCUCCCAAUCAUCCUGAUUUGGGUGAUUCCUAUAACAAAAUCGGUAAUGUAUAUUACAGCAUGGGUGAUUAUCCAAAAGCACUUUUAUCUCAUGAAAAAGCCCUUGCAAUUCGACAGCAAUCACUUCCUUCUACUCAUCCUCAUUUGGGUCAUUCCUAUAACAACAUCGGUUUGGUGCAUUACAACAUGUACGAUUUUUCAAAAGCACUUCCUUGUUAUGAGCAAGCCCUUGCAAUCCUACAACAAUCACUUCCUUCUAAUCAUCCUCAUUUAAGUCAUUCCUAUAACAAUAUUGGUUUAGUAUAUUAUAACAUGGGUGAUUUUCCAAAAGCACUUUUUUAUUAUGAAAAAGCUCUUGCAAUUCGACAACAAUCACUUCCCUCUACUCAUCCUGAUUUGGGUGUUUCCUAUAACAAUAUCGGUCAGGUGUAUGGUAGCAUGGGUGAUUAUUCAAAAGCACUUGUUUAUUAUGAGAAAGACCUCGUAAUUUCACAACAAGCACUUCCUUCCAAUCAUCCUGACUUGGGUGCUACCUAUGACAACAUCAGUUCGGUACAUUACAACAUGGGUGAUUAUCCAAAAGCACUUUCUUAUUAUGAAAAAGCCCUUGUAAUUCGACAACAAUCACUUCCUUUCAAUCAUCCUGAUUUGGGUGAUUCCUACAAUAACAUCGGUUUGGUGUAUAAUAGCAUGGGUGAUUAUCUAAAAUCACUUUUAUCUCAUGAAAAAGCCCUCGCAAUCCGACAGCAAUCACUUCCUUCCACUCAUCCUGAUUUAGCUUCUUGCUACACGGGCAUCGGUUUGGUACAUUAUAACAUGGGUGAUUAUCUAACUGCACUUUCAUUCCAUGAAAAAGCCCUUGCAAUUCGACAACAAGCACUUUCUUCCAAUCAUUCUGACUUGGGUAGUUCCUAUAACAACAUCGGUGAGGUAUAUUACAAAAUGGGUGAUUAUCCAAAAGCACUUUCUCAUUAUGAAGAAGCCCUUGCAAUUCGACAACAAUCGCUUCUUUUGAAUCAUCCUAGUUUGGGUGCUUCAUAUAACAACAUGGGUUUGGUAUAUGAGAAUAUGGGCGAUUAUUCAAAAGCUCAUUCAUUUUAUGAACAUGCUGUACAAAUUGGAGAACAGUCCUUAUCAACAAAUCAUCCUAAUCUUGAACAAUGGAGAAAAAAUCUCGAAAACAUUAAAAAGAAAUUAUAA
Messenger RNA from Adineta steineri, 2703 nucleotides. NCBI's taxonomy places the organism in Eukaryota, Metazoa, Rotifera, Eurotatoria, Adinetida, Adinetidae. The record is from the annotation of a GenBank genome assembly.